AUGGCCCCCGCCCACCUUCGGCGCCCACCACAGGCCCCGCCAACCUUCACGGCUACCCCGCAAUCAGUUGUCGUCGAUGCUGAGCGUUUACUGAAGACAUCCCGGGACAUCCAAGACAAGCUCGUUGCUGAGAUCAAGCCAGAUGCUGCCACGUUUGCCAACGUGCUGACUAAACUUGCUCAAGACGAGAAUACCGUCGCGCUGGAAGCACACAUCUUGGGCUUCUACCAAGCCGUAUCGACUGAUCAGAAGCUCCGAGAUGCUUCCUCCAAGGCGGAAGAGCUUAUGGAUGAGUUCUUCAUUGAGGCCGUGAUGCGCGAAGAUGUGUUCAAGCUGGUGGAUGCUGUUUUGAACAAGAAUGAAGAUCUCGAUCCCGAGUCUCGUCGUCUGCUAGAGAAGGCACACAAGGAUUUCGUUCGCAACGGAUUGGGUCUGCCCGCGGGGCCACAGCGAGCUCGGUUCAAGGAGAUCAAGAAGCGUUUGAGUCAGCUGAGCAUCGAGUUCCAGAAGAACUUGAACGAGGAGAACGGUGGUAUUUGGUUCACACCUGAGCAGCUGGAUGGUGUGCCGGAGGAUGUGACCUCCGGCCUGAAGCGUGGCGAGGGUGAGAACGCCGGCAAGCUCUUUUUGACCUUCAAGUACCCGGAUCUGUUCCCGACUAUGAAGUACGCCACCAAUUCGGACAUCCGUAAGCAGGUCAUGAUUGCCAAUGAGAACAAGUGCAACCAGAAUGUCCCGCUCUUCCGCGAAGCCAUUAUUCUACGUGACGAGGCCGCCCGUCUGCUGGGCUACCCCAACCACGCUGCUUUCCGCAUUGAAGAUAAGAUGGCCAAGACCCCAGAGACUGUUGACACAUUCCUCGGUGAUCUGCGCUCCCGGUUGACUGCUGGUGGUAAGCAGGAAAUCCAAACUUUGCUUAACCUUAAGAAAGAGUUAGACCCUAACUCUGAUGGCCGCUACUACUUGUGGGACCACCGAUUCUACGAUCGAUUGAUGCUGGAGCGGGACUUCUCAUUGGAUCACCAGCUCAUUGCCGAGUACUUCCCCUUGCAGACCACCAUUCAGGGCAUGCUUAAGAUCUUUGAGGAGCUUUUCGGAUUAGAAUUUGUCGAGAUUGUUGGCGAGGACCGUGCGGCCUUGGCCCCCACUGGUCAAGGUAGUGACAUUGUUUGGCACGAGGAUGUGCAGGUGUUUAGCGUGUGGAACGAUGAGGGCGAAGGCUCUGGCUUUGUCGGCUACUUGUACCUGGACUUGUUCCCGCGUGAGGGCAAGUAUGGCCAUGCCGCCAACUUCAACCUCCAGCCGGGCUUCACUGAUGCAGAUGGUAACCGACGCUUCCCCGCCACCGCCCUGGUGUGCAACUUCACCAAGCCCGGCCCUAAGAAGCCUAGCCUGCUCAAGCACGAGGAGGUAGUUACCCUCUUCCACGAAUUGGGCCAUGGUAUCCACGACUUGGUCUCCCGAACCACCUACUCUCGCUUCCAUGGUACCAGCACCGUGCGGGAUUUCGUCGAGGCGCCUAGCCAGAUGCUCGAGAACUGGUGCUGGACUCCCUCGCAGCUGCGCUCCCUGAGCCGACACUACUCUACCCUAUCCCCCGAGUACCUCGCCGGAUGGCACGAAGCUCACCAAGCGCGUAGCGGCGGUAAGACUGCUACCGCCCCGCCUUCGGAGCGUAUUCCUGACGAUGUCAUCGACAACCUCAUCCGCACCAAGCACGUCAACGACGCCUUGUUCAACCUCCGCCAGCUGCACUUUGGUAUUUUCGAUAUGACCGUGCAUGAGCCUAAGAGCCACGCCGAUAUCGAGGCCCUGCCUCUCUCGGCAACCUACAACCGUCUCCGCCAGGAGAUUACCCAGAUGGAUGGCCUGGAGGCACUGAGUGGUGGUCACGAAUGGGGUCACGGUGAGGCGACUUUCGGUCACUUGAUUGGUGGUUAUGAUGCCGGUUACUACGGUUACUUGAGCUCGCAAGUGUACUCCACCGACAUGUUCUACACCGUGUUCAAGGACGACCCCAUGAACAAGGCUUCUGGUCGCCGCUACCGGUACCAGGUGCUCGAGAAGGGUGGCAGCCAGGAUGAGAUGAAGACUCUGACCGAGUUCCUGGGCCGUGAGCCGCAGACCACUGCAUUCUACAAGGAGCUGGGUCUUGCGUAA
Molecule: messenger RNA, 2160 nt
Organism: Penicillium verhagenii
Lineage: Eukaryota; Fungi; Ascomycota; Eurotiomycetes; Eurotiales; Aspergillaceae
Product: M3 family metallopeptidase
Exons: 3
Coding region: 1-2160 (719 amino acids)
Biological process (GO): peptide metabolic process; proteolysis
Cellular component (GO): mitochondrial intermembrane space
Molecular function (GO): metalloendopeptidase activity
Source: RefSeq, a predicted model, not a curated record